Messenger RNA from Papaver somniferum (opium poppy), 1801 nucleotides. Its product is annotated as protein RETICULATA-RELATED 3, chloroplastic-like. The record is from RefSeq and is a predicted model, not a curated record. The transcript has 3 exons. The coding region runs from base 403 to 1530 and encodes 375 amino acids. NCBI's taxonomy places the organism in Eukaryota, Viridiplantae, Streptophyta, Magnoliopsida, Ranunculales, Papaveraceae.
AAAACAUUUCUUUUAACUUCCUCUUCCAUCUUCAUGUACUUCCUCCUCAAUUCCAACGGCCAACGCUUAGUUCUCUCUUUGUCAAAAAAGAAAGAAACCAUAAACAGUUGUUUUACAGGAAGCUGGACAACAAGUUACAAGAAAUCUCAAUCUAAUCAAUUUUCAAAGGUGGUGAUGCUGUUAUUUUGAUGCUAAAUCUGCAGUGGGGAAGAAAUUGAUGCAGAGAUGAUGUUGGUCUGCGUAACAUAAUUUCGGCACUAGAACUUCAGUGAUAUUAUUUCAGUGAUUGUACUUGACCGAAUUGAUAAAGGGUUUGAGCUUGCAACACAAGAAGGUUAUUAGCCUCAACAUCCAUCACUGCCUAGAGGUUAGCUUGUCUGUUCCGUACAACUACUAGCCAGCAUGGCGGCCGUUGCCCAGCUUCGGUUUUCUCCUCAGUCAAACCCACACGACCUCGCUGGAAACUCUCAGUUCUCAACUCGAACUUCUUCUCGUCUUCCAUCACUCCCUCUUUCUAGUCCAUCUAAUAUCUCAUUCAACUCUCGUUCUCCUGCUAAUCUAUCACUAUCUUUACUGCAAUCCAAAUCUUCAAAGCCCAAAUUCUCUGUAAAUGCAGAACUAUCCGCGGACACUGGUGGCAGUAGUGGUAGUGGGAUUGGUAAUCACAACAGAGGAGGAGAUGGAAACAAUGGUGGAGGAGGGGACUCUGGUCGACGCAAUAAUGAUGGUGAUGGCAAUUCAGACAACCAAUCUUCUGCAUCUAGUUUUGGAAUUUUAGGGCUUUUACUGAAUGGUUGGAGAUCCAGGGUUGCUGCCGAUCCACAAUUCCCGUUUAAGGUUUUAAUGGAAGAAAUUGUAGGUGUGAGUGCAUGUGUUCUUGGUGAUAUGGCAUCUCGCCCUAAUUUUGGGCUUAACGAGCUGGAUUUUGUUUUCUCAACUCUUGUUGUCGGAUCAAUUCUGAAUUUCGUUCUGAUGUAUCUGUUAGCCCCAACAAUGGGUUCAGCAUCUUCAUCUCUUCCUGCCAUCUUUGCUAGCUGUCCACAGAGCCAUAUGUUUGAACCCGGGAUGUUUACUCUUCUCGAUCGAUUUGGGACUUUUGUUUACAAAGGAGCUGUUUUUGCUGCGGUUGGGUUUGCCGCUGGACUUGUUGGAACUGCUAUUUCGAAUGGAUUGAUUCUAACGAGAAAGAAGAUGGAUCCUAAUUUUGAGACACCAAACAAGCCUCCACCUACACUUUUGAAUGCAAUGACUUGGGCGACUCAUAUGGGUUUGAGCAGUAACUUUAGGUAUCAAACUCUCAACGGGAUCGAAUUUUUGUUAGCGAAGGGUCUCCCUCCAGUUGUGUUUAAGGGCUCAGUUGUCGUCUUGAGGUGUAUGAAUAAUGUUCUUGGAGGAGUUUCUUUUGUGACUUUGGCAAGGUUGACGGGAUCUCAAAAGGUCGAAGGGAAGCCAGUUGUUAGCAUAAAAGAAGGCGUGGAGGAAGAAACAGGAAUUGCCGAAGAAAAGGUUAACUUGGUGGAAGAGAAAUGAAUUGUAAGUGAGUUACAUUGAUCAAGUGAAUCUCUAAUCCAGCAAGCUUUGUGAUGUACAUUUUAAGAACUCUAAUCAAGCCAACACUAAAUGUCUCCCUUUAGAUUUCUCCUUUUUAUUUUUAAUGUUCUGGAAUAAUACUCAGUAAGUUGAAAAAUAGUGAGGUCUAGCUUGUUAUACUUGGAGUAUGUGUGAACCAACUGGUGAUAGCAAAAUUGAUAGAGUUUUGGUGCAUUUUCAUAAUAAGAAGCAUUAUUUCAGGUCAUAUAAA